This is a messenger RNA of Galdieria sulphuraria, 4318 nucleotides long. RefSeq lists its product as uncharacterized. The transcript is spliced from 9 exons. Bases 175 to 4230 code for a protein of 1351 amino acids. The record is from RefSeq and is a predicted model, not a curated record. Lineage: Eukaryota; Rhodophyta; Bangiophyceae; Galdieriales; Galdieriaceae.
GAGAGAAUGAGCCAACUGUUUGCACAAACACUGGAAGAGAAACUUUAGAUAUCCAUUGAAAACUCGAAGAGCCUUAACGCGUAAGACAGAGAAUCGUUGAAUGGAUUUAAAUCUAUACGAUAAAUAGAAUUUUGGCGCCAAUCUGAAUUUAUUCCGUCUUCGAAAUAGCAAGUUAUGGUAGUAGCCAAGUCUGAACAAGACACUGAUAAUAGUGAAGAGAAGGGAAUCGAACAUAAUCUAUUUAUUCUACAGAAUGCUUUGUCAACGGAAAACUGGGAACUUUUCCAUCAACUGUUUCUUCAAAGUUCUAGUUUUCUAACUGCUCUACAGGAGUCUAUGCUUUCACAGGAAUUUCCUGACGAAUAUUUUGGCAUAACGAAGAAACUUUUUUCCUCAUUAUCUAAUAGUCUAAGUUUAAAUUCUGAACGCGGAGAAUUAAUAGUGUUCCAGUUACAUCUUGCUCUUAUUUUCUUGAAACUUGAAUUCCACCAGCCAAAGUGGUAUUCUCUGAGAAAACAGUUAGAGUUCACCUUUUCUAGUGUCACUGAUGCUUUGCUUAGUAAUUCAGCCGCAAUCAAACGUAUUCUGGCACUUGGAAACGUUUUGCAAAGUCAGAAGCAGUGUGAAUUUUGUGAAUCUGUUGCUUGUAUUUCUCGAGUUUACCAUCUUGUGCAUAUUUUGCUAACUCAAAUCCUUGAUCUUUUGAACGAAGUUGUAUCUUCAGGAUUCGCGCAACCACCAAUUUAUCAAAAGCUAUUAACAUUUGCUUACUUUGGAUUGGACACCAAGAUGCAAUCCAUUGCUUCUAGUUCUCGAGCUCUUAUUACAAUUCUUUUUGAAGUUUUACCUUUAUCUCAGAGUGAGAUUAUGUGGAGAACAGUAUAUUCCUUUUUUGAGACUGUAGAGCUGCUACAAUUUGGGCAACAGAAUAAACCUCAAUUGGCUUCGGUACAUGUCAGAGAAGAGAUUACGAAUGUAUUGCGCCUCCUGAAUACGAGUGGAUGUUAUGCAUGUAAUCUGCAGAAAGGAAACCAAAUCUACGAAGCACGACGAGGAUGUUGCCUCCAAAAGGCUAAACCAAUAAUUCCCAAGGAAACAGCAGAGGAUGUUUUCUAUACAGAGUUUGCAUCUAAAUGCGAUAUUUUAGUCGCAUAUGUCCAAGAAGUUAUGAAGAAAACACACUCUUUUUCAAAGAAGAGAGCCAUUCUAAGCUUUGUUGAUUCUAUUUUGACGGUUUUUCCUGAUUUGUUAUUUCCUAGCGCAUUCUUUGUAGUUGCAUCUCUCUUUCAAUUGUGUCUGGAGGGGCUAAAGACUUGUAACGAUAACUCUCAAAUGCGACUUAUCGCUAUUGAAAUACUUACGAAGAUAUCUGUUCGUUUGCUAGAAGUACAAAUGGAACAUAGAGAGUGUAAAAUAUGUGCAAUGAUCACAGAACACGAUCAAACCUUUGUGUUGUUUGAUUCAAAUACAUUUCAUUUGGAACAACUUGCUCCACAUUCGUUAGGUUGUUGGGUUACAGUAUUAAGUCGUAUUUCAAAGAAGGUAAAUAUUAUCUUCGAAGAAACAAAGAAACAUCAAGGCGUGAAUCUUUCGAAAGCAGUUCAACUCUCCUUAAAUGAAGUUGUCCAAUGCUCAGCGGCAUCAUGUUCUUUAACAAAAACAGGACCACUUCAGACUGUCGAAGCGCUCUUUUCUGCAUUUUCUGUAGCUAGUCAACAGGAAAGACAAAAGUUGAUUCAAAGCAUCAAGCUGUUGUUAAGAGCAGACCCGAAAUUCUUUGUUGAAUUGGGUUGGGUGGAAAAUGCUUUAAUUCUUUUAUCGCGUAAUCCUUCUGCUUCAGUUCGUGCAGUAUCUGUCGAACUUGGCUUGCAGUUCACCAGUGUUAAUGUGCAUCAACUUUCACAGAGAAAGUCGGAUUUCUCCACAUCUUUAGCCUCUUGGACGGAUGUUGUUGUCGAACGCUUGCGUGACAGCAGCCCUUCCGUGAGAAAGGUCGCAGUAUGUUUUGCAAAAGUGUUGCUGAUCUUCUAUACAACAACGAGUGCUUCUUCCAGCACCAUUGUGCCGAGGAAAAAGAUACUGAGGCACGUUAUCAGUCGCCUUGAAGAUGAAGAAGAAGCAGUCAAGGAGAUUUGCAUGGACUGUCUGGAAGAAUAUCUUCAGUAUGCCCAAAGAAAGUUAUCUGUUCAAGUUGGAUCUUCAUAUGAGCUUGUGCAGUUCUAUCAUGAAAUAUUUGAAUUACAGAGCGCUUUGAAGUCAAUUUGUUCUAGGAAAGCUUUUUUUGAUGUUGCUUCCGAAGUCAAUGUUGCUGGCGUAGACUUACUGGAGAACCUUGUUAAGUGCGCUAUGAGUAUUGUUGCAAAAACAUUUCAGAAUGUAUAUCAGAAUAUCGAGCGUUCCAGUGCUCAGGUUGAUGAACAUUAUCAUUUAGCCACUCUUUUUUUAGAAACAGCUUGCGAGUGGGAUCCAGAGUAUUUGGCGCCAUAUGAACGCUACCUUUUGUCCUGUCUCGAGUUUUGUUUGAAUUCAAGAGAUAUCGGAGUUCAUGUCGUUUCCAAUAUUAUCUGCUUGCUGAGUUCAUUAUAUGAAUCAGCACCAGCAGGUCUUGAGGGAGCAAGGAAAUUCUUUUGUUACGUAGAACAAAUUCUCACUUGCAACCUCUGUCCUGUUCUUGGAAAUGCAGUUAUGAAGAGUCUUCGCAAACUAUGUAGAAUUCCGACCUUUCAGAUGGAAGUUGAAGAGUUGUUACACGAGCUCUUAGCUGUUGCAAAAAGACAGACAUUUGAUUGGCAGGCUAUACCUAUCACAUCUAACGCUCAGGAAAACACUUGGAAAGUCGUUUCUACCAUUUUUGUCCGAAUCGCAUCGCUAAGUGCUUAUGCCACAUCGAAGAGUAUUCAUGAGUCUAUAAGAACAGCAUUAUUUUGGUUUUUUGACAAAAUUUUUGAUUUUUUGAAAUGUCGUCUCCAGAGUGACAUUUCUUUUGAUGAAACUUGGUUUUCUACGGCGAUGGAGGCCGCUCUUAUUUAUUCAAAGUUUGACUGUUCUUAUAUGUCUUCUCUCAUAGAGUCUAUUACUUUGAUACUGCAAUCCAGUAUCGUUGCGGAAAAUCAAAAACUAUCCUUGUUAUUCAACUUACAGAAUAUUCUCUCUGAAAGUAUAAAGGAUCUUCAAAGCAAUGCUAACGAAAGUCACAGUUAUAAUACAGGAGCCAGUGUGGAAUUUUUGAGAAAUGUGGAGCAUUCGUUUGUAGAUUCAGGUUCUGUCCUUGUACAGCAUCUUCUUAAAGUCUUUGAUCAUUUGGUCUUCUCUCGGAAUGCCACAAUUCGGAGACAUGUUUGCAGCAUCAUUUGCCAGUCUGUGUGGUCCGGUAUUGUGGUUCCCAUUGAAGUGCUUUCAUCCCUUUUUUGUUUCAUCUUUGAAGACGAUGGUCAACAUGAUGUUCGAGAACGGGUUUUCACCACCUUGAAAUUUAUCUCUCAGAGUCAACAAGAUAUGAUAGGUUCGAGGCUUAUGGAGGGCCUACACUACGCUUGGAAUUUUUGGAAAGUGACGAUGGAGUCAGAUUGGAACUGUCUUAUUGAGAAGGGCCCCGAUACUCGUCUUCGUUCGCGUUUUGCAGGGGUUUUUACGUUACUGUCUUCGACACAACUAUUUGCUUUCGUUCGUACACUUCUCGAUGAAAUUAUCUCAAACGAGGAAUGUUGGUUAUUUUGCGUAUUCUGUACAGUUCCUCUUUUGCUUUUGGAUCCAUCCUGUAUUCUAUCGUUCAAGAGUCAAAGGAGGAAAUCAUCAAAUGUACUAGAAGAAAUGAAACUAACGACAGAAAAAUGUAUGCAACUUGUUGCUACAAUGGGCGUUGAUUGGUUACAGGGUUACGAACCAACCGAGGGUUGCACAAAGCACUGUUCCAGUGCAAUUCGUCUUUACUUGGUUACUUUAGUCCACGAAAAAUUUCAACAUUUAAUACAAGCCUGGAACAGAGUUGAUGAUAAGGGUGAUGACGCUCUUAUGAUGAAACAUGGCAAAUAUUGGAAUGAGCUCAUAACACUUGAAAACCACACGUCACAUCAUCGUGUCCGUAAGCGUAUUUUUGAGUUGAUUGGAGAUGGCGACGAGGUUUUCAGUGAUGUCAGUACCAGCGUUGCAGUCAAAAAUUUUGAUAAAGAGAAAUAUCCUGUGUUUUCUCAGGAACGAAAAGACUCUUUCUUGAGUGCUGAAGCGACAUGAAAAGUCAAUUGAACAACCUGAUUCGUUUGUUCAUACUACGGUCACGAGCAACUCGACAUUUUUUGGGAAUAAAGCAUUUUGUAUUACU